Drosophila busckii is the source of this 1305-nucleotide messenger RNA. It is a transcript of the gene Sclp, whose product is annotated as leucine-rich repeat-containing protein 20. Gene Ontology annotation, molecular function: protein binding. Lineage: Eukaryota; Metazoa; Arthropoda; Insecta; Diptera; Drosophilidae. The record is from RefSeq and is a predicted model, not a curated record. The transcript has 4 exons. Bases 283 to 1035 code for a protein of 250 amino acids.
GUCACGUUCGGUUGGUUGUAGAAAAGUUCGCGUUUGAUUUUCAACCGAAAAUUACAAAAAAAAAAGAAGUAAAUUACAAGCAAGUUGCAAUUAAUUCAAAUCAAUUGCAAUUGCAACUGCAGCUGCGUAACAGUAAACCAAACACAGUUGGAUAAGUGUUAUAUCGAUCAAGAAAGUAGAUCAACGAAUUUAUUUUUUUUUUGCAAGUGAAGUUUUGAGUGUGAAGUAAGCCAAGCAAUUAAGCAAAGAUUGCUAAUCAACCAAAGAUACACAAGACCAAAGAUGCGCCCUUUCGGCAAUGAUAUUACAAACAUCGCCAACAACAACAGUGGCGAUGGUAAUAAUGGUAAUGGUAAUGGCGAAGAUCGCGCCAAUGGCAAUCGCAAUCCCAGUGCUGGCAACGUCGUCGACUCAGAUGGCUCCAGUCAGGAGACAGAUGCACAAACAGAUCCACGCCUGCCGCCACAUAUUGCAAAGAUCGGUGGCAUUGCCACCUUCUCGCCCACAGCUGGACGCGGCGUCAUACGUGUGGUGCAACGGUGCGAGGAUGCCAAGGAGAACAGCAUGCUGGACCUAUCACAAUGCGAACUGAUGCAGAUACCAGAUGCAGUUUAUCAUUUGAUGCGGAACACAGAGCUGCAGACAUGCAACUUGAGUGGCAAUGUGCUCAAGAAAGUGACACCCAAAUUCGCACUCAAGUUCAGUGUUAUUACAGAUCUCAAUCUCUCGCACAAUCAAUUGUCGAGGCUGCCAGAUGAAUUUGCCAAUCUGAAUGCAUUAACCGCAUUAAAUAUCUCAAGUAAUUCAUUUAUUGUAUUACCUCAAGUUGUCUUUAAGCUGCCCAAGCUAGCCACAUUGGAUGCUAAAAAUAAUGCUAUACUAGAGAUCGAUACGGAAGAGGCUGUAACCAGUGACUGCCUGUCAUUGGUGGAUCUGCGUAAUAAUCCCUUGAGCAGAAAUUGUCGUCGCAAGCUGAAAAAUUUCGAGACCAGCUUCCGGUUAGAGAUUUCAGAUGAAGUCGAGGAGGAUUGGUAGGGUGCAGCAGUUGGGCAGCAACCAUUUAUCUCUGGAGAGGGAGCGCUCGCUAGCGCUCUCUCAUUUAUUUAAUUUAUUGUGUUUAUAAAUUUAUAUUCGUACAUGUACAAUUUAUAUAUAAAAACCAUAAUUUUUUUUGCAUUGAUCUAAAUGCGCCACUUACUAAAUGACUUCUUAUGUUAGUUUAUAAAUUAAUGCCAAAGUCAAAGUAAUGUGAACUUUUCAUGUGACUAGUGCAGCAUUAGUUUGAAUUGUUUGCAUUGUUGAAAA